AUGCUGGCUUCAUCCGGAGUUAUUCUCCCUCUCUUCGCUCUCUUGAGCCAAGUCGCCCCCGGAUUCGCCAACAGCGUUCCUAUUGUCUCGUGCUCUACCAGCACGGACGUCCAAAUUUUCCAGAAUCCCAACUUUGAGUCCGGAUCACUUGAUGACUGGACCGUCAGCAAUUCCUACGCGGAGUCUUACAGCGUCGUACAGGUUGGCACAUCAGACGCCCAAGGCUCAGCCGAAGAUGGGUCCUAUUACUUCCAAACGUACGGCUACAAUCACGAGUUUCACCUUUCUCAAACGGUUUCCAAUCUUGUAGUUGGCUCUACAUAUACGAUCACGUAUUGGAACCACCUACCUCAGAACCUAGGUGCUAUAGCUGGUUGCUGGGAUUCUGUUUACUUGGAUACCACCGCCAACAAAAUCGCCUAUAUUACCUACGACGCAUCCACUACAUGGACAGCACAUACCUUGACCUUUGCAGCCACAGCGACCAGUCAUACCCUGGUCUUCGCUCCAGAUUGUGGUUCCGGUCGCAAUUCCCCAUGGUAUAUGGGAUGGGAUAACUUCCAGAUCGAAGGAGAAACCCAGGUGUGCACUACUUCCUACUCGACUAUUUCAUCUUCGACACCUACGCCAACCCCCAGCUCAGUCAUCUCAUCCAGAGUUGCAUCCACUACACCCUUGGUUGGAUCGUCUUCAUCCAGAGUCAUUGCAUCCUCAGCCACACUCGCGUCGUCCCCAUCCAGAGUUGGGCCGUCUUCAAGUAGAGUCAACCCAUCGUCCAGCACUGUCAAAUCCUCGGCCAGAGUGAAACCAUCUUCAACUAGAGCUCGGCCCUCGUCUAAGGGAUGCAAAACUAGAACCAGGAAAUCUUCAUCUAGCGCUGUCAAGUCAUCCUCCGGAACUACGCCAUCCUCGGUCGGAGUUAGACCAUCUUCAACUAGAGCUGUAUCCUCGUCGGUGGCUGCUACUUCUGCUGCCUCUUACACCACAGCAUCUACUACUUCUAGCAACACUGACAGUGGAAAUAGCUCAUCUUCUGGCGUUUCUUCCAGCAUGACCUCCGCUCCCGGUGGUGGAAACAGCUCAGGCUCCGGAUCCAGCACGACCACUGCUCCUGGUGGAGGAUCUGGCUCUAACACACCCCAAGGUGAAUCUGGUGGCGCCGGAUCUACCACUUCGACCGUUCUCUCAACCCGCACCGCUACUAUCACCACUUGCCCAUCAACAGUCACCGAUUGCCCAGCAAGCGAUAAGACUACGUAUACUACCACUGAGGUCAUUGUUGUAUCGACGACAGUCUGCCCUGCGACUGCUACUGCUACUUCUUCUUCUGCAACUACCCGUGGCUCUGGCUCUGGCUCUGGUUCUGGUUCUGGUUCUGGUUUUGGAGGGAACCCAAUCACUGAGACUAUUUACUCUACCCGGGUCUUCACAAUCUACGAGUGCGCACCGACUGUUACCAACUGCCCCUAUGCUUUGAGAACUGCUCAUGCGGUUACUGAGACCACUGCCGUUGGAACUACAGUUUAUCCUGCUAGCUCUGCUCCUACAAGUGACUUCAGCUCUGGUUCUGGUUCCAUCACUGGCUCCGGCUCUACUGGCACUGGCUCUACUGGCACUGGCUCUACUGGCUCUGGCUCUACUGGCUCCGGCUCUACUGGCUCCGGCUCUACUGGCUCCGACUCUACUGGCUCCGGCUCUACUGGCUCCGGCUCUACUGGCUCCGGCUCUACUGGCUCCGGCUCUACUGGCUCCGGCUCUACUGGCUCCGGCUCUACUGGCUCCGAAUCGUUUUCUAAGGCCAUUGUUACUGGAACUGCGAUUCAUGCUGCUGGCUCUAUACCUUCUAGUGGAUCCAGCUCCAGCCCUGUUCCUAGCUCCGGCCCCAAAUUUGGCACCGGUUCUGCGCCUGGAAGUAGCACCUUGAUGUCAUCUUCUCACGCUGGUGCUUCAUUCACAACAAGUGCAAGCCAGCCAGUCUACACAGGCGUCUCGUCCUCUCAAUUUGCUUUGCUUUCCGAAUCGCUCGUAUCCAUCUUCGGUCUUUUGACUGCGUGGCACCUUCUUCUUUAA
Molecule: messenger RNA, 2070 nt
Organism: Penicillium pulvis
Lineage: Eukaryota; Fungi; Ascomycota; Eurotiomycetes; Eurotiales; Aspergillaceae
Exons: 1
Coding region: 1-2070 (689 amino acids)
Source: RefSeq, a predicted model, not a curated record